CACUAAAAUUCAAUUGAGGUGGGGAAAGAAAAUAUGGGGAUCAAAAUAGGGGGUGAAAUAGAGAGGGUGAAUGGGAAGGAGAUGAGUUACAGUGAGUUUGUGGAGAGGUACAUGGAGAAGAACCAGCCUGUGGUGCUGACAGGUCUCAUGGAUGAUUGGAGGGCUUGCAGAGAUUGGGUCACUGAUGAUGGCAACCCCAAUCUUCAAUUUUUCGCUACCCAUUUUGGAAAAUCCAAAGUCCAGGUUGCAGAUUGCGGUACUAGAGAAUACACGGAUCAGAAGAGAUUAGAAAUGACUGUUGGAGAAUUUGUUGAGCAAUGGCGUGGGGAUUCUGUGCAAGAGCAUUGUACCGCUCCAAGUCAGGCAGGUGGGAGCAAGAUGUUGCUAUAUUUGAAGGACUGGCAUUUUGUAAAGGAGUACCCAGAAUAUACAGCAUACACAACUCCAAUGUUCUUUUGUGAUGAUUGGCUUAACACAUAUCUUGACAAUUAUCGUAUGCAUAACAACCCCAACAUUUACUCUGCAAAUAAUGACAUAAGCUGCUCUGACUAUCGAUUUGUUUACAUGGGAGCAAAAGGCACAUGGACUCCUCUUCAUGCUGAUGUUUUCAGGUCAUAUAGCUGGUCAGCAAAUGUGUGUGGAAAAAAACAGUGGCUUUUCCUGUCUCCUUCUCAAAGUCAUCUGGUGUUUGACAGGAAUAUGAAAAACAGUGUAUAUAAUAUCUUUGAUGAUGUCAGUGAAACAAAAUUUCCUGGUUUUGCAAAGGCUAUCUGGUUUGAGUGCAUUCAAGAACAAAAUGACAUUAUCUUUGUGCCUAGUGGAUGGUAUCAUCAAGUCCAUAAUUUGGAAGAUACCAUUUCAAUAAACCACAACUGGUUCAAUGCUAAUAAUCUUCGUUGGGUGUGGGAUUUGCUUUUGAGGGACUACGAUGAGGCUAAGGAGUACAUAGAAGACAUUAAGGAAAUAUGUGAUGAUUUUGAAGGUCUCUGCCAGCGCAACCUUGCCGCUAAUACAGGCAUGAACUUCAAUGAUUUCUUAAUAUUCCUAGCACGUAUUUCCUUUGCCAACUUGAUUCAACUUCAGUAUCUCAGUAGGAAGAAUGGGAAUCACACUCAGAAUUUAUCCCCAAUAGCUCAGCAUUUCACUUUCAACCUUGUAUCAAUUCAGAAAAUUGCAUCCAGUAUAAGCUCCUUGCAAGAUCUGACAGGAAGUCAUGGCUUUUAUUUGGAUUUUAAGGAAACAUUAAAUGAUCCAGGGUUCAUUAAACUUUGUGCAGUUUUGGGAAAAACAUAUGGGACGAUACACAUGCAACAAAACUGGAAUUUUGAUACAAAGAAAGCUUGGAUAGAUGAUAUGAAAGACUUGGACGUUAUAGGAACUUGUAAUUCUCAGGUCUGUACUCCCAAAGAUCUUGUAAUGUUUAUACUGCAUGCUCUUGCAGAAAGCAAUGGUGGUUGAAUUGCAGAACAUUUUUAUCCAUCUGAUUGGCAUGAGGAUUAACAGUUCCAUGAGAAGAGAUAUUCUUCUACAAGAUGUCCAUCGCAAACUACUGAUUCUCAAGAUGUUUUGGAGGUGUAUAGUGACCUUCUGUGGCGUUUGCAUGCCAUGAUCAUAAAUCUGCCUGAAGUACUGAUUUCGUGAUUUGUUGGCUUGUGAAGGUUUGAUUUUUGGUUGUGAGAUCCUAAUAGCAUGAAUGGUGGUUAGGAAGCCUGGGCACAGUAUUUGCAUGUUAAGUUUACUGAGCUUAUUUGUCAUCAUACUAACUCAAUGUAGUUGAAGUGUUGAACCACUGUAGGUGAAUCACUUGUAUGGUUCCUCUUUGGACGGAAUCACUUGUAUCAUUCUAAAUAUUAAAUAAAUUUAUAGGUAUUUUCAUCUAUGAACAGCUGUUUAUAUUUUCCAAUU
This is a messenger RNA of Rosa rugosa (rugosa rose), 1905 nucleotides long. RefSeq names its product arginine-specific demethylase JMJ20. The coding region runs from base 34 to 1458 and encodes 474 amino acids. Gene Ontology annotation, molecular function: histone H4R3 demethylase activity; sequence-specific DNA binding. Gene Ontology annotation, biological process: negative regulation of gene expression; protein hydroxylation; positive regulation of translational termination. NCBI's taxonomy places the organism in Eukaryota, Viridiplantae, Streptophyta, Magnoliopsida, Rosales, Rosaceae. The transcript has 9 exons. Gene Ontology annotation, cellular component: nucleus; cytoplasm. The record is from RefSeq and is a predicted model, not a curated record.